AUGGCUCGCACCAAACGAAAAUCCCCUGCCAUUGCAGCUGCUUCAUCUUCCUCGUCCGCAUCCGACAAUGCUCCUGUCGCGGCAUUACGGAAGAAAAUGAAACGUAAGCAAAAUAUGCCGAAAUCUAAAUCGGUUAGUGAGUCUUCUCACUCGUCCAAAGGUAUCGAAACACCUAAAUCCACACCAGAAAAGAAAAAGGCGGUACAGAAGCAAGGGACGGAUGCUCAAAAGAAAAUGGGUUGGUUGGGUGUCUGUGAAUGCGCAAAUGAAUAUUACCCUAGGCUUGUACAAGAAUUUUAUAGAACCUUGCGCACUGUUGAUGAUGAGGAUCGAUUUGAAGUCAUUUUGAAUACAAAUACAUAUAGUGUCUCUGUUGAAUUGAUAGCCACGGCUUUAAAAUUGCCCAAUGAUGGAAAUAGAAUUUCCACGCAUAAGGAUGUUGCUAGAGUAGCAGGUUUUAAUCUGGUUGAGUUUGAAAAUGAGGUAUUUCCUGCUAGCACUACCAAAAAUGAGAAAUCCACCAGUACCAAAGCCCUCCAGCAUAUCAAAAUUAUUCACAGUAUGGUAAACUAUGUGUUCUGUCCGAAAUCUGGCAGUUAUGGCUAUCUGAGUCACUUGGACAUGUGUAUUAUGUGGCACAUUGUGAGUAAAGUUAGGUUGAAUUUAGCCUACUUAAUUUUCAAAAACAUGUGCAAAGCCUAUGGAAUUGGCAAACUGCCCUAUGCACACUUGUUGACUGCUGUGUUUAAAGAGCUAGAGGUGAAUGUCACUAAGGAAAGCUCUAGGGCUGACUUGAUAGUGCUUAGAGAAAUACAUUCAGACACUGAUGGGAGAAAGACCAGAUUUGAAAAGGGUGGUUCCUCCUCUGCUAAAGUUGAUUCUGGUUCUGCUAGUGAAGUGUUGACUGAAAUUCAAGGGCUAAUAGCUACUGUUAAUGAACAUUUUAGUUCAACAACUCAGUCUCUUGACAUUCUCAGAAAAUUUGUGGAUGUUGUUGACUAUAAAGUGAGUCACCUGCUCACUCAAAAUGAGGAGUUAAAGAAGCUGAUUCUGGCUCUUCAGCAGGCCAAGGGACUUGGAGUUCCAACUAAAGUUGAUGUUGGUACUCAGGUUUCUGCUGAUAAGGGAGAAAGCAACAAAGUUGAAGAGUCUCCUGCUGAUAUGGCAUGUGAAAGUGGUAAACUUGCUGAAGCAGAAUUUGAACCUGUAGUGGAUGCCCCUGAUGAACAAGCUAGUGACCAGAUUCUUGAACCUAAGAUUGGUCCUACAACUGAUGUACCUCCUGACCUUGAUGGUAAAAAAGUUGUAGCAACUGAAAGUGAGUUGCCAAAGGACAGUGAGACGGUUCUAGAAUCUGAACAAGCUGUUGAACCUCCACCUGCACCAUCAGUUGAGCCAGCUGCUAUUCCUACGCAACACCAGGAACCUUCUGUAAAAGAUCACCAAGCUAGUGCUCAAACUCAGCUAUCUGCAGUUGCUGCCCCUGCAGCAAAGAAAGAUGAUGAGGCCGAGAAAAAUGAUGAAGUGGCUGACCAAGCACCUCCGGCUCCUGUUAUUAAACUGCCUAGGAAGAAAAUGGUGCCUUCAAAAUCCACUCAGAGGGAGAAUGGUUGGAGAUGUGAAUAUGUGUUGAUGAACAAGAGACUAUGGAAAUGUGUUGAUAUACUUGAUAAGUGUGAUGAUAUGUGA
Molecule: messenger RNA, 1689 nt
Organism: Hevea brasiliensis (rubber tree)
Lineage: Eukaryota; Viridiplantae; Streptophyta; Magnoliopsida; Malpighiales; Euphorbiaceae
Exons: 4
Coding region: 1-1689 (562 amino acids)
Source: RefSeq, a predicted model, not a curated record